AUGGAUGACAUGGGGGACUUCUCUUUAAUUGUCCAACUGAGCCACCGAGAGCUGAUUCAUGUAUUGGAAUCAAUCCCCGGCCAGAAGGACUUGGUGGUGGAGUCUACGUUAAUGAGACCUUUGGAUAAGAUAGCAUCGAUGAGUUUACUUAUUGAACAUGGAGUACCCCGAGUUCAACAGCUGAAGGCGGAAGGCACCAUCUCGUGGGAUCCCAACCUACCAGAACGAGUCUUUCUGUGUCGCCCGACCUUGGCCAACAUGCGCAAGAUCUCCGAAUACAUUCGAGCUGACCCUACACGAACAUAUCACAUGGUACUGGUGGAUAGAAAGCGAAGUGUCUGUGAAAUAGAGCUGGAGAAGUAUGGUGUAUAUGGCCAGGUAUACUUUCACGAGCUGAAUCUGUAUGUUGUGCCAUUGGAGUCAGAUGUGUUUUCUUUGGAACUCCCAGAGCCUUCUUUGAAGUCUACAAAUUCAGCGUUGCCUUCGAUGGCGAGAGCUUUGUGGCAACUACAAUGUCUAUAUGGCCUGAUUCCAGUAUCGUAUAACUUUGGAAAGCAAGCCAAAUGUCUUGAACACUGUUUGAAACAGAUCUUCUUCGAACAAGGAGAACCCACCGCUUCUGCCGACCGUCCUAUUAGUCAUAUGAUAGUAUUCGACCGAAGUCUCGACAUCGCAUCCGUACUUUUAACUGGCCUAACAUACGAAUCCAUGUUGAAUGACUGCUUCCAAUACUCGUGCGGAAAAAUAAUUUUUGGAGAAGCUGUCGAGAACAAACUGAAGAACAAGAACAACCUGAAGAGUAAAGCCUACAGUCUCAACAACUCAGACGCCAUCUUUUCGGCCAUCAGAAACAAACACAUGACUUCUGUGUUCCCCUUUCUCAGUACCAAGGCGAAGACACUACAAUGUAGUUACGAUAAAGCAAGCGGUAAGUCAUCGUAUGAUUUUAUGUUUCUGUUUUUAGCUAUGAGCAAAGUGGAUGAGGUCAAGUCGUUUGUUGUGAACGAGCUGAAGAGUCUGCGAGAGCAACAUAAAUUACUCGAAGUUCAUAUAUGUGCAUGUGAAACCAUGUUGGAGAUCAACAAAGGCUGUACGGAACGACUAGCUAUGGAACAUUCUAUAGUCAAGGGACAAUUUGAAGCCACAGAGGUCAUGAAUUACAUAGAAAACUUGAUUUGUCGUCAAUACAACCCAUGGCAAGUCCUGCAGCUGAUGUGUUUAUGGUCUGUCACAAGUAAUGGUAUCCCUGUCAGACACUUUUCUUCCUUCCGAACAUUGUUUUUGCAUGCUUACGGCUACGAACACUUAACAACCUUGUUUUACUUGAACUCGGCUGGACUGUUGACCGAAGCAGCAAGCGCCAAUACCAUGGCUAUAACACAACGCGCCAAAGUGGCACAAUCCGACUUUGGCCAUGUACUUAAGACUCUUGAGCUGGUGCCAAAGCCGGGAUCGAAACAGAAAAUUGAAGCCAGCUACGUAUUCUCUGAAGCCUACACGCCUGUCGUGUUGAAGAUACUCGAGCUGUUGGUGGACGAAGGAUGGGAUUCUCAGACACUGAAGAAGGCAUUCAAAGAUGUGUAUACGAAUUGUUCCAGUCCGACGACCCCCAAGCCUGAUAACCGCAUAAUGAGAGCCAUUCUAGUCUGUUUCCCUGGCGGAGUAACUUAUUCAGAGAUUGCCGCCCUUAGGCGAUUCGCACAGGACAAAAACUUUCGCAUAAUAAUAAUUACAAGUCAUAUCAUUUCCCGUGAAAGAUUCUUAAAAGGGUUUACUGAUCAAUAA
Messenger RNA from Bursaphelenchus okinawaensis, 1785 nucleotides. Lineage: Eukaryota; Metazoa; Nematoda; Chromadorea; Rhabditida; Aphelenchoididae. The record is from the annotation of a GenBank genome assembly.